Messenger RNA from Hyaloscypha bicolor E, 2038 nucleotides. Its product is annotated as putative cytochrome P450. Bases 260 to 1726 code for a protein of 488 amino acids. The record is from RefSeq and is a predicted model, not a curated record. The transcript has 5 exons. Lineage: Eukaryota; Fungi; Ascomycota; Leotiomycetes; Helotiales; Hyaloscyphaceae. Gene Ontology annotation, molecular function: oxidoreductase activity, acting on paired donors, with incorporation or reduction of molecular oxygen; iron ion binding; monooxygenase activity.
CAACUUCUCCACCUGUCAUCAUGCAACGGCCAUUCCCCUCGCGAUGAACAACAGCGGGAAAGGAAGGGAGCUCUGGAUGCCGAGGGAUGCCCAGCUGCUUCGGAGCCGGCGUAACCUGCCGUAGGUCUACGGUGGUUCCCGACGGAUUAUAAUAAUGUUCCGUUGGAUCGUCUGCCCACAGACUUCAAAUUACUUACUACAAUACGGUAGUAUUCCAAUGGAAAGCCUCGAGCGUCUAUAUUAUACUGUUGUGCCGAAGAUGUAUGAACUAGGCAUCCUGCCGCUGACGGCCGCCCUGCUGGCAACCGUCCCCUUAUUGUAUAUUCUGUACACCGGGUUGAGAGGACCUCUCGCACACCUGCCAGGCCCGGUCUGGACGAAAUUCACUGGGAUCCAAGUCGCAUAUUACAUCGCUCGUGGUACACGGAUGUACCAUCUUCAGGACCUGCACAAGAAAUAUGGUCCGCUUGUCCGAAUCAGUCCGACUGAAGCCUCCGUCUCGGAUCCAGAAGCAGCAAAAGAAAUCCACAAAAGCAGAGGUGGAUACACGAAGACAGACUUCUACGAGAAUUUCUGUUUCUCGCCUACUCAAACCAUCUUUAGCACCACUGAUGUUCGUUUUCAUGCCAAGUGGCGCAAGCUGCUGGCACAUUCCCUGUCAGAAUCUAAUUUGAAGAUCUUCCAGCCCAUCAUACAGACGAAUGUGGAUCUGCUGAUUUCGCAGAUGAAGAAGGAGAAAGUGACGCAAGGCUACGUGGAUCUCCUGAAAUGGCUGAAUUAUUUCACCAUAGACGUCAUGGGAGAGUUAAGCUUUGGCGAGUCCUUUGAUAUGCUUAAAAGAGGCAAAGAAAGUCAGUAUGUCACGGAUAGCCGGAAUCAUGUACCGCUAAAUGUUCUGCGCGUGGCCCUUACCGACAUGCCUCACUCUACAACCAUAAACUGGCCUGUCUGGCCCUUCACUGAGAUCAAAAAGUCCGGUAUUCGACUUGUGGCUGGUGCUACGAGCCGCAUUGAUGCAUAUCGGAAGUAUGUCGCCGAGACUGAGAACCCGCGGGCCAUGUUGCUUGACAAAGUGCUUGGUGCAGAGGGGGAGGGCGCGCCGCCGGAAGCUGAGAUUGUGUCCCAUGCCCAGAUCCUCAUGCUCGCCGGCACAGACACGACCGCAAUUACUUUGUUGUACCUGUUGUGGGCCCUCUACAGCCACCCAGAAGCUCUUUCGAGGUUGCUGAAGGAGAUUGAGAAUGCAAAUCUGCCCGAAGCCCCAGAUAAUGAGGAACUCCGCAAGCUGACGUAUCUUGACAAUGUCAUGACUGAGACUCUCCGAGUCUACGGCUCAGCACCUGGCCCGCUUCCGCGCUGUGUGCCAAAAGGCGGUCGUACCAUCUGUGGUCACUAUGUGCCCGAAGAUUUGACGGUCAGCCCUAUCAACUACUGCAUACACCGCGACGAGACUGUGUUCCCCGAUCCAGAGACCUGGAACCCAGACCGAUGGUCGAAUGCCUCCAAACAAAUGAAUGAAGCGAACUUCAGCUUUGGCGGCGGAACCAGGGUCUGCCUUGGCAUGCAUGUUGCGAAAAUGCAGAUAAGGAUGGCAACGGUAGCGAUAUUAAAGGCGUUCGGAGAUGCUGAGCUCGCGUAUGGCCUCAAUGGCUUUCGGCCAGAGGGCAUGAAGCAGUUUGAUGCUGUGGCUGCGAAGCCGUGGGAAGAGCAGAUGUUGAUCAGGUAAAGUCGCUGACUGCUGCCACGUUAACUUCUUGGGGUUUGCUCUAUGAAUGUUCCUAAAUAUGUCUUUACGAUUCAUUUUCCAAUGAGGACUAGACAUGCCUGCAAUGGUUCAGGCUCCUAGCCUUGCCGGAAACAGGGAUAGGAAAGGAGCGGCACGCUGAGCAAUCGUAUCGGGCUAUUGAGGCACACUAGAAGCACGUGUCGAGGCGCACAUGCUUGCUAUUGGUGCGGGAGAUAUCUAGUACAUAACCAUCUACUGGUACCCGGUACCUAUUAUUAGACUUAUGUAUACAAACAAACCUUAGAUGGUCGC